ACCUUCUUCACCGAGCCCUUUGUCAGAAUAUUGCUACCUGAUCCGUUUCUGAAUCUUAGUGCUGACUCGUGGAAAGUACUAGCCUCAUGACUUUCUAAGCUCCCAGAUCUAUGUUUGAUUUCGGGAUCCGUCCACUCACGUCACUCAAUAUAUGAUGACUACGGACUGGAGGACCGUGACGACGCAGGUUGUCAAUGGCGCAUUGCUCGAGCUACUAGGAAAUACCACAGCAAAGUCGCAUUCCGAUUGCGAGCGGGGGAACACGCGAUUUGUGCAGCCUUCAUUUGUUGACGUGUCUCUUCCGAUCUUGGCUUCUGACGGCUAUGUAUCCAUUUCAGGGGACUUCUCUGAGCUUUGCACGAUGAACUCGCGUUCUCGCACUUAGAAAAGCGCUGCCACAACCGUCUUCUUCCGCUUCUGGAGUACCUUCGUAGCACUCCGCCUGCUCUUGCUUAUUUUUAUCUGACGUAGCACCGACGGCAAUAAUAACGUCCAUCAAUUAUCCCUACCGAAACGGCAUAUUCGAAAAGUAUUCCUCAUUCUGCCGAAAUUACGUUGUUCCUUGAGCUCUAUAUAAGCCUGCUAUGAGUCGUUACCGUCCAGACUAUCAUUACCAGCAUCUCUUUCCUUUCCUCAAUUUUUCUCUAGCCCACUAAGUAGACAUGCCUACCCUUGAACUCACUACCAAUGUUAAACUGGACGACCCCAAGGCCUUCAUCGAGGAGUUCUCGAAGUUCUCUGCGGAAGUCCUUGGGACACCUUUGGCUUUUACAGCCACAUCCUACACAUACAACGAGUACCUCGCUUGGGAGGGAACGUUCGAACCUGCCUUCAUCUUACCUGUCGUCUCGCUUCGUAACAUCAACCCGGAAGCCAAUGAGGUGUACAGUAAGAAGCUCUUCGAGUUCCUUCAGCAGAAGCUAGGUGUCUCUCCGAAGAGAGGUUACAUUUCUUUCAUUGACCCGGGAAAUUCUAACUUGGGCUACAAUUUCACCACGUUCGGCACGAUUUUCGGUCAGAAGUGAGACUUGGGUUAGGAAAGCUCACCCGAAAUUUGUAUGCACUCUGAGAGUUUAUGAACCUUCAGUGUAGCCCCAUUGUUACCCCCGCAAACCACCCGAACCAGGUUAUAUGUAUCCAGAAAUAAGCCCAAUAAACCCGAACCAGUUCUUGCCUAUUUAUCGGCGUCAUUUGCCCCGCUUCUUGAGUCU
Molecule: messenger RNA, 1211 nt
Organism: Somion occarium
Lineage: Eukaryota; Fungi; Basidiomycota; Agaricomycetes; Polyporales; Cerrenaceae
Source: the annotation of a GenBank genome assembly